AUGUCGAAGAACACAGUACCGGCCUGGACAGCAACCACACCGGGCUACCCAGGGACCUUACAGCUCUCUGAACAUCAUGUCCCUUCCACUCCCAGCAAAGGCCAUGUUCUUGUUGAGAUACAUGCCGCGGCCCUGAACCCAGUGGACAUCCAGAUCAUGAACCUGCCCAUAAACAGCCUACCGGGCUUGCGGGGCCCCAAGGUCGUGGGCAGGGAGUUCUCGGGCAUAGUCAUUGCAGCCGCUCCUGGAGUACCCUUCCAGAAGGGUGACAAAGUCAUGGGCAUCGACCUCAACGCUUUCGCGUCCGGGUUUCUGACGACGAUCGCUCACAUCGAUACCCGCAAGACUUGCAUCAUUCCCAAACCCCAACAUAUGACAUGGAUCCAAGCUGCCUGCCUGCCGCUGGCCUGGCUGACUGCAAGAUCGAUGAUCGAGAAAUGUGCUCCAUUCAUGAAAUCAAGCACGCCUUCGCACAACAAGCUUGUCGUCCUCGGAGGCAGCUCAGCAUCCGGCAUUUACACUAUCAAGAUAGCCGCACAGCGCGGCUGGACCGUACUGUCUUCCUGCUCAGGUCGAAACGCAGAUUUCGUCAAGUCCCUCGGCGCCGCUCAAAUCGUCGACUACACCUCCGCCGCCGACGCCGUCGCCACAGCAGUAGCAGCCUUCCAGCCCGACGCAAUCGUCGACUGUGUGGGCGGCACCGCAUGCGUUGGUCUCGCGCCCCAAUACGUCACGAUCGUGGGCGACAAGACCAGCCGCGCCACCCUCGGCGGCAGUCUGGGCUACAUGACGAAUCCGCGCAUGGUGCUUCGAUGGCUGCUCGGCUACCUUGGCUUAGGCAAGAGCUACCAGGCCAUCUCGCUGGAGGUGAGGCCCGAUUGGCUGCAGGAGGCUGCCAAGCUGGAGGGCGAGGAUCAGAUUGUCGUUGACAGUGUCUUCGCUUUCGAUCGCGUGGAUGAAGGGUUCAAGAAGCUGGAUACGGGAAGGGCGAGGGGGAAGGUUGUGAUUGAAGUGGUUCCGCAGGCCGAAGAAUCCAAAUUGUAA
Cyphellophora europaea CBS 101466 is the source of this 1044-nucleotide messenger RNA. RefSeq lists its product as uncharacterized. Gene Ontology annotation, molecular function: oxidoreductase activity. The coding region runs from base 1 to 1044 and encodes 347 amino acids. The record is from RefSeq and is a predicted model, not a curated record. The transcript has a single exon. NCBI's taxonomy places the organism in Eukaryota, Fungi, Ascomycota, Eurotiomycetes, Chaetothyriales, Cyphellophoraceae.